Molecule: messenger RNA, 666 nt
Organism: Corylus avellana
Lineage: Eukaryota; Viridiplantae; Streptophyta; Magnoliopsida; Fagales; Betulaceae
Source: RefSeq, a predicted model, not a curated record
AUGAGGGGCAAAAAGGGCUUCAUGGCAAUAAAGCUUGAUAUGAGUAAAGCUUAUAAUCGUGUGGAGUGGAGGUUCUUAGAGGCAGCUAUGGGUCAAUUGGGCUUCUACCCACAAUGGAUUCGGUUAGUCAUGAUGUGUGUUACCACAGUGCAGUAUGCGGUUCUUGUGAAUGGUAGUCCGGGUGAGAUCAUCACUCCAACACGGGGAAUCAGGACCAACCUACCACAAUGGCACCAUUUGACCAAUCUGUUGAGAAUGUAUCAAGAGGCGUCCGGUCAACGCCUUAACCACAAUAAAACUUCCAACUUUUUCAGCAGGAACACAUCUUUGGAGGAAAAGGGGAAGAUUGUGGAAGUAUCAGGGAUUCCAAUCACUCAGAGAUAUGAUACAUAUCUGGGAUUAUUGGCUUUGGUGGGUAAAUCGAGAACGGUAGCUUUCAAAAGUAUUAUUGACCGAGUACGAAAGAAAUUGCAGGAUUGGAAGCUCAAGUUCUUCUCACAAGUAGGCAAUGGGAUUUUGCUAAAGGCAGUGAUUCAAGCUAUCCCUACCUAUAGCAUGAAUGUUUGCCUUCUUCCGAAAGGAUUAUGUUUGGAGAUAAAUAAAAAAAAAAAAUGCAACAAUUCUGGUGGAGUCAUUAUGCCAAGGAGUCUGGGGUGCACUGGAUGA